AUGUACGACGAUGUCAAAGGCCGUAUUCUGUUCCACCCCAUGCUGUUGAGAGGUACUCUGGAAGAGACACUGAGGCUGGUCGCGCACGAGCAGAGGAUCAAACGGAGGUCCGGAGAGGGUAUCGAGGACACGAGGCAUGCGCCCGUCGCUGCCGGCAUGGGCCGGGGCGGCGGCAUGAGGAGAGCAGCUGCUGCGGGAGCGGAUGGCGGACCAUCUCAUGAGCAGAGAAGUGCCUUCUUCUGCCAGGUUCACGGAGCAAACUCCUCCCACAACACCCCGGACUGCCACAAAGUUCGCCAGGACUUCUUGUUCCACUACAGCGACUCCAUGGCGUUCAUUCGCGAGAGGGACAGUAUGCGGGUACCAGUUUUUCCUCAGGCCGGAGGGCAAGACUCGGGGCGCUUGUCGAGCGGAUCAUAUCGAGAGCAGCUGCACCAGCUCGACCAAGGGGCAAGCUGGGGUCGGGGCCGUCCGUUCUGUCAUCCUUCUGCUGGGCCCGAUGCUGAUGAACAACGAGUCUUCAACGAGACCUUUAGCACCGCCACUCAGCCGGUGACUCAACAGCAGCAGCAGCAGCAGCAGCAGCAGCAGCAGCAGCAGUACACCGGCGCUACUCCAACGACCUCUGCCUCCUCGACGGCGACCCCCUCUCCACCUCCGGGCGACAUUCCUCCAGCAAGUGGCGCCCCUCUUCGUCUCUUCCUCACACGUAGUGUGAAUUCUCUAGGCGAGGAUGAUUCUGUGUCUGGAAAUGAGAUUGGAGUUGUUAGUGAUGGGGUGGUGUCUGGUGUUCCCGUCGCUGGUAUGUCUGUGCCUGAUGUUCCUGUGGUUCCUGUAGUGAAGCCUGCUGUGACUUUUCAAGCCCCGGUAUGCCACACUAGGAUGUCAACACCCAAAGGUGGUGAGCAGUUGCAGGGAGACUCGGGGACGAGUACGGCGAUAUUUGGUGCGAGGGAAGGUGUUGCGUCUAAGUGUGAUGUGGCUGUGUUGGGUCGUGCCGAACAAAUGGAUGUUGACGUUUUCCACCACCGCGCUGGCCACUUUCCCGAACCUAUUGUGAGUUUGACUGCCAAGCAACAAGGGAACACCCGCCCCAGGGAGUCGGAACCCGCGACCAUCGCCGCUUCGCCGCCUGCUGCCACCGCUGCGCCUUGGCCUGCCGUCGCCGCCGCCGCCGCGGGGGGUACUGUCACCGGUUCGCCGACCGCUGCUGCGGCUGCACCGUGGGGACCCGCGACCGCCGACGCCAUUUCAUCGUUGCCGUCGAACACCGCUGGUGGUGCACCAUGGACUGCAGCCGCCACCGCCGCCGCACCGUCGCCGCUGCCGCCAAACCCCGGGGACGGCGCGCCGUUUGCACCCUCGCCGGGUGCCGCCGCGCUGCCGGACCCGAGGAUGACCGCGACGAGGACUACCGCCGCUCUGCUACCCGCCGCCGUUACCGCUGCCGCGCCGUUGCCGUCGCCGCCGACCUCCGAGGCCGAUGGACCGCUUUCGCCUUCGCCAGGUGCCGCCAAGCUGCCGGGCCCGAGGACGCCCGCGGCGAGGAGUGCCGCCGCCGCCACUUCGUCGUCGCAGCAGCAUUCCGCCGCAGAAGGGACCGGCGAGCUGGGGGGCGGCGAGAUGAAGGCGAUGGAGAACAGCAUGUUUGGGAGGGGUGCAUGUGGGAGAUCAAGAGCAACCUGCUGGGGGUCGCCCCUCCGAGCGGGGCAUUCUGUUUGGGCUCGUGGCGCGCCUUGCAUCGCGCGACGACAUCGAGUCUGAGAUAACAGUGUGGGUUUCGUAUUUAGUUUAGUUUUGUUUGCCGUUCUUUCUGGCAGCGCGUUCUACUAUUGCACUGGUAUUUUCUUCCUCGUUUGUUGCUAUUCUUAUGUACAUCCAGAAUCAUGGGGGGGGGAAGUCAUCUGUGACCAUGAUUCUAGAGGGCAUAAAUAUAUAAAAAAUGGCAAUCGAUUUGUUUUUGUUUUUCCAUAUAACAGCUUGCUUUGCAAGGGGGCUGUCUGCACGUUUGGUUGCUGACGUAUUGAUUUUCGCGGAGUGUCCUUGGAUGAACUCUGGAAAUACAAUGGGUCGCUACGUACGGUUGUGCUACAUGUUUUUGUUUUUUUCCUUUUUUUCGUGUGGCAUUUUUCUUGGUAGAAGGCUCUGUCUACGUUGUCCCCUUUGUAUUUGGCUCCGAGGUCUUCUGGUUUGUGUUUUCAUCGUGUUGGACGUUGAACUCAAGAUUGACCGAUAGAAAAUGCUCUGAAGGUUUUUUGCAUCAAUGGUCUUCAUGCUAUGAGGAUGAGGUAUGGAGUCGAGCAUUUUUGUGCAUUCAUGAUUGAUUUUUGUUUUCAGCUACUUGUGGAUGCGAGGUAUCCUCGGAAAGUGAUUUGUCCCGGACGGUGUUGUAUGUGUAUGCGUAUGUGUUUGUAUUCAUUUGUUUCUGAUAUGACCCAUUGCGGUUGUUUCGAUGAUUUGAGUUUUGAAUGAUUUGAUAUUGGGAAUUUGGAAAAUUCACCAGCGACCGAUGGAAAUUCUUGGUGGUGUUCCUGGUUUAAUGGUUUUCAACCGAUGGGAAUUCCAAUCAGUGUUUCUGAUUUAAUGGCUGUAGUGAAUUUUUUGAUCCUUGAAGGUUCUGGACACAAGGGAGACCGAUGGAAAUUCUGGUAGGAACUACUAGUGUUUCUGGUUUAAUGGUUUAUUUUUGUUGCAAGAGAAUACAAGGAGAUCCGACUACUGUUGGACAUUGACAUUGAUUUCUGGAGCUUUUAGGAUGGGUUUUGUGUGAUACGUAAGUCCGGGAAUAAUCUUGAAAAUGCAGCGAGCAGGGGGGCUGUUGGAUGUUCUCACAGCAUUGACAGAUUAUUGCAACCGAGGAACGUUCCGAGAAGAUGGAGCGGGGAAUUGUUGGGGUUCCGCAGUUGUGGUAUAUUGCGGGAAUGGUGGUACCAUCUUUGCCACAUAUUGUUGUUUCCUGGGUAUACGUGUCUGCAAUGGUGUUGACCACGUGCACUUGGAUAAUUUUCGUCUUCCUUUUCCCGGCUAUCACGCUCUGGGCUAUCACGCCCGUGUCCACACAUAUCCACCGGCUAUCACGCUGCCAGGCUGUCACGCCUCUAGGCUAUCACGCCAUCACAACAGCUAUCAUAGCACCAGCUUCAACACAUCAGAGCCAUCACGCUCCGGAACAUCACAGAUGCGGCGGGUUACCACAUCCGCGGGCAGUUUACUGUAUUUUAUUGUUGCCGGCAAACUCGCCGCGCGGUUCUUUUAUUUUUGCCGUCUACAACUGCGCCGGGCGCACCAAGCUACUCAACAGCAUGAACGUCCAUGCCAAUUUUCCACACGGAGGGGACAAUACUACCCCAUCCCCUGUACCAAAAGGCCAUAUUUUGUGCCAUAAAACCACCAAACAAUUGGCCAGUUUUGACGGCACCACAGUAACAGCCACAAGCACGUGCUGAGGCCGACAGACGCGGAAAGGGAGAGCCAGCUCUAGGGAAGACUGUCUCUACUACCAAAGCCGAAGAGGACGCGCCAAUCGGUCGUCUGAGAAAACAAGAAAAUCAUGCUGUAUCUCCUGUAUCUUUGGUCGCUUCUUGGUCUCCACCCACACAUGUCCUGCCUUACAGCACAGCACAGCACAGCACAGCUUUGCCUUCCUCUCCGAAGACCAG
Molecule: messenger RNA, 3659 nt
Organism: Ectocarpus sp. CCAP 1310/34
Lineage: Eukaryota; Phaeophyceae; Ectocarpales; Ectocarpaceae
Source: the annotation of a GenBank genome assembly